AUGGCCGACGGCGGGGGCGAGGAGGGGAAUGCUUCGGCGCAAAAGGGCUCCGCGCGCCGCCGGGGCCUGGUGCAGGCGGGCCUGGACUCAGACGACCUCCUCACGCUCAUGCACAGGUCGGAUCCCGUCAAGGUCGAGCUUAACCGGCUCGAGAACGAAGUCAGGGAUAAGGAUAGGGAGCUGGGCGAGGCGCACGCGGAGAUAAAGGCGCUCCGGCUGUCGGAGAGGGCGCGGGAGAAGGCCGUCGAGGAGCUCACUGCUGAAUUAGAGAAGGUGGAUGAGAAACUCAAGUUGACAGAGUCUCUCCUUGAAAGCAAAAACCUAGAACUGAAGAAAACAAAUGAUGAAAAAAAGGCUGCUAUGGCUGCUCAGUUUGCAGCUGAAGCAACACUACGAAGAGUACAUGCAGCUCAGAAAGAUGAUGAUAUGCCACCUAUUGAAGCUAUCCUUGCACCACUUGAAGCAGAGUUAAAGAUUUCUAGGAAGGAGAUCGCAAAGCUCCAGGAUGACAAUAGAGCUUUGGACCGUUUAACAAAGCAAAAGGAGGCAGCACUGCUAGAAGCGGAAAGGACUGUACAAAUCGCAAUGGCUAAAGCUGCUAUGGUUGAUGACAUGCAAAACAAGAACCAAGAGUUGAUGAAGCAAAUUGAAAUUUGCCAGGAAGAAAGUAAGAUCUUGGAUAAGCUGCACCGCCAAAAAGUUGCAGAAGUAGAAAAGCUGAGUCAAACUGUGAGAGAGCUGGAAGAGGAUGUUCUGCAAGGUGGUGCAGCUGCCAAUGUUGUUAGAGAUUACCAACGGAAAGUUCAAGAAAUGAAUGAAGAAAAGAAAAUUCGUGACCGUGAACUUGCUCGAGCGAAAGUUACUGCAAAUAGGGUUGCUGUUGUGGUCGCAAAUGAGUGGAAAGAUGCUAAUGACAAAGUAAUGCCUGUUAAACAGUGGCUUGAAGAGCGAAGGUUCCUGCAGGGUGAGAUGCAGCAACUUCGUGACAAACUUGCUAUUGCAGUGAGAACUGCUCGAUCAGAAGCUCUAUUAAAGGAAAAGUGUCAGUUGCGCUUAAAGGUUUUAGAAGAUAGUUUGAGGGGCCCUCCAAGUGGUUCUAGUCAUCCUCCUAUGGAAGGAAAGAGUAUAAGUAAUGGACCUCCCCGUCGACUUUCACUAGGUGGUAUUGAUAGUAUAUCCAAAAUGUCUCCAAACGGUGUGUUAAUGAGGAGGUCUCCAUCUUUCAAUUCAAGAUCCUCCCUCUCGACCAGCAGUUGUUUGGUCCUGAAGCAUGCAAAAGGAACUUCAAAGUCAUUCGAUGGUGGUACCAGGUCAUUAGACCGGGGAAAAGUUCUCGGGAGUGGACCUCAUUCACUCAAUAGAUCUACGGAUGCGGUUAAAGAUUGUGAAACAACUGAUAAUUGGAAGGCUAUCGCAGAAGAAAAAAGUAAUGAAACCACAAACAACGAUUCAGCUGAUAUGGUGUCUGGUGUACUCUAUGACGUGCUGCAAAAGGAGGUAGUUUCCUUGAGAAAGGCAUGCCAUGAGAAAGACCAAACUCUAAAGGACAAAGAAGAUGCAAUAGAGAUGCUAGCAAAGAAAGUAGAUACAUUACAUAAAUCAAAGGAAGUGGAGGCUAAAAAGAAGAGGCAAGAGAUAGCUGCUUUGGAGAAAAAAUUUGCUGCUGUGUGCCUUGAACAAGAACGACUUGGUAAUUUGAGAGGACCUGGAACUUCUCAGACGGUUUCCGGAAGGUAUGCCCUUUGA
Messenger RNA from Miscanthus lutarioriparius, 1746 nucleotides. The record is from the annotation of a GenBank genome assembly. NCBI's taxonomy places the organism in Eukaryota, Viridiplantae, Streptophyta, Magnoliopsida, Poales, Poaceae.